CCUACAAGAAAUUUUGGAGAACAAUUUUUCGAGAUCUUUUGCUUCGAUUAAUAAAGAAAGAUAUGCAAACCAGAAAUUCAAAAUAUUCGGAAAUUGGGUGCAAGUAUAGAUGCUUCAUAUACAUCGCAUAAAAGUUAACAUUCCAUAAAUACUAUAUUUUGGUAUAGCCCAUUCACUCUUGACAUAACAAAAAUAAUUAUGAUGAAGGAAAAUGACUUGAUAGAAUUAUCUGAAUUCAAGACAAGUAAAUGGUGGAUUUCGAAAUUAUAGAAUGUGAUCUAUGUUUCAAAAUAUUGAUAGCUUGCAAUAUAUAUUCUCUUAUAUUUAUUAAUAUUCCUUAAGGAAAAGAAAAAAGACGAUACAAGAUUAUAAAGUACAAGAUGAGAAUAAAAUAUAUGUAGUUAUAUUAUAAAAUAUCAUAGGAAUUCACUCUAAUAUCUCAUAUAAAUAUACAGUUUUUCCAUAAUACAAUAUUCUUAUUUUAUUAAAAUUAUAGGUAAAUUUAUAGGUCUUCUGACACAAUAUUUUUAAAAUACUUUGAAAAAAUAAAUAACGAUAUUAUUGGUAUACUAAUACUGCAUUAUCAAGAAAAAUACAUAAAUUAUAUUUCAAUAUAAAAAGAUUUUUAAAAAUUUUCCAUGAACCAUUUUAUAACUUCAACUUUUCUUACAAUAUUGGAAGAGUUUUUGUACUAAAAACAAACUGAUUAAAUAUAUAUAAAUAUAUAUAUAUACUAUAUAUAUAUAUAUAUAUAUAUAUAUAUAUAGUAUUUAUUUGUAUCAUAUUAAUGAUAAAGUGAUCUUUUUUUGGUAUCUUGCUCAUCAAAAUAUAUGCAAUAUUCAUCUGUCAUAUGAAAUAUUCUUUCUUUCGACAGAUUAUUUUUAGAAGUAGGGUUUAUGACCAGUUUGCUACUGUUUCAUUUGUAUUUAUUAUUACUUUUAUCAUAAUAAUAUAAAUAUUAAUCAGUAAAAAAUAUAUGCAAAUGUCUAGAUAGUACACAUGAUUUUUAUGAAUGUUCAAUGAACAUUCUUUUACAAUAUUAAGAACAUUUGUAAUACAUAAGAAUAUUCAUAGAAUAUUGUAUGCCAUCUGGGUGUACCUAAAAUUAUUAGAAUAAAUGAACGUAUUAUGAUACUAAUGUAAAGAGAUAAAAACGUCAUAGAAAAAUUAUUAAACUAAAACGUUUUUCGUAGCAGAUAAGAAGUAUAUAAAUAUAUUUAAAAGAAACUAAUAUAUUUAAAUAUAUGUAAGGAAACUAUAUUUAAAACUUACUAGUUUGUUUAAUUUUUCUAUUUUCCAUAUACUAAGGUUUAUAGACAAUACUAUUUUUAUCAUCUAUGUAUAAUGCAUAUACAUUGCAAUAAUUAAAAUUAAUAGCAUUUAUAUAAAUAGUAAAGAACUUAUCUGUCUAUUAAUACAUUAUUCUAAUAACUUUCGUUGAUAAUUCUAAAUUUUUGAACGGUUCGAUUAAUCUGCUCCCUGCUGUGUUGAAUGCAGCUAAAAUACAAUUUAAACAUAACAAUGAGUGAAAAGAAUAUGGAAAUAUCUAUAAAAGAUGUUGGUGUGUCAAAUGAAUUUUCAAUAAAAAUACGAAUUGAUUCAUUGAUCAAAGAGUUUUUCGAUGAGAAUAUUAUUGACAAGAAAUCUCGAAAGCAAUUAUAUUCUUGGAGAUCUCAAGAUACUAAACUAUCUGUUAGUAAUUGGUCAAAAAAUGCAACCUAUAAUGAUUUACAAAAAAAAAUAAAAUUUUUGAAACAAUCUAUCUUACAAUAUAUUAAAACUGAUCAAAUUUACAAACAAAAAUUAAAAAAUUUAGAACUGUUAAGAACGCAGAAAGAACAAAAGGAUUGGGACGAUAUUACAUGUAUAAUUGCAUUAUAUGAUAAAAACUUUUCCUUUGGACAAUUGGGAUACUCCACUCAGAAUCUAACAAAAGAUAUCAAGGAUUGUUGCCAAAAGUAUACAACAUUAUCUAAGGAAGUUAGAAAUAUGAAAGAUGAAUUGAAUGAAUUUACAAUGCAGUACAAUAUGGAUUGGAUAAAUUCUAAUUCCAAUUUCAUGAAUUUAUCUAAUGUAAUUAAUAGUAUAAAAAAUAGAAAUAUUGCUUCACUAAGUGCUACUAGAUCAGCAGAGGAUACAUUACAAGAAUUACGAAAUAAAUUAAAACAAACUGAGAUAGUCUUGCAAGAUCGCAAAAAGAUAAAAGAGAAUGAAUUUUUUCGAAAUAUUUCGUAAGAAAGGUGGGAUAUAUAUAUUUACGCAAACUUACCUCCUGUCGGUAAAUAGAAAAUCUAUUAAUAAUUUUUGAUGACACUAACAAUUAUCCACAUAUUAUUUUAAUGUUAUCUGCCGACAAUAAUUUAUUACAAAAAAUAUAAUUUAUUAUAAGAAUUAAUAUUAAAUAUAACUAAAU
Molecule: messenger RNA, 2413 nt
Organism: Vespa velutina
Lineage: Eukaryota; Metazoa; Arthropoda; Insecta; Hymenoptera; Vespidae
Exons: 8
Coding region: 1492-2235 (247 amino acids)
Source: RefSeq, a predicted model, not a curated record